UCGUGAUGAUCGCACUUGUUCGCUGUGCAUGUCGGAAGAACUUCAAGAUCUGAAUAAAAAAAAGAGUAUAUGUAUAUAUUUACAUAUAUUUGAAGUGCAAACGAAAAAAAGUAAAUAAGGAAAGUGCCAGUGCUGAACUAAGCUAAUAAGAAAGAAAGAUAAACCGAAAUAAGCUCUACUCAAAAUAUAUGAAAGGCAAAUGUGUUUUGACAAAUUUUUGACCAACUCAACGAAUUAAUUUAAACGUUUACGAUUCGGUUUCGUACGCCGCAGACACCACUUGGAUUACGGGUUUCCGGUUGCGCGUCUCGCUGAACUUACUGCAAGCAAAAAGUUUACGAACAAACGAAAACAGAAAAAUUGAAAAACGCAAAAUGGUGUAGUGGCACAAAAUUGGUACUAAAAAAAUUUAAAACAGCAAUAAACGCAUAAAUUAAAAAAAAAUGCGCAAAUUAAAGAAAUAACAUUUUGGAAGAUCAGCAACACCUUGAAGCGUGUGCGAUUUCGCUAGUGAGUGAGUGUGCUUGUGUUUUAUGCAAUUGUGCAAAAUAUCAAAAAAGCACAAAUCGGCGUAUUUAUUGAAAAGUUAAAAAAAAAUUUACCACUGAAACGACCAAACUAAAAUUCCAAAACCAACAAAAAAAAACACCACGCAAUGUCAACGAAAAUGACGCUAAUCUCCAAGACGAUCCUCUCCGUCCUCAUAUUCGUCAUAAUACCUGUGCUCGGCGCGGCGCUUAGCAAAACAGUACUCUAUCAGGCGCCCGACGAGUGCCGCUGGUCCGGCACCAGCGAGGUGGACAUCACGCUCGUCUGUCACCUGCGCACCAUCAACUCCGAGCUGGAGAACACCAACUUCAGCGUCAUACAGCCGCAGAAUACGAUACGCUUGCGGCUAGAGUGCAACGAUGCACUGUUCUUCCAGAGCAGCCUCAGCCCGGACUCGUUCCGCUCGUUGGUGGAGCUGCGCGCACUCACCAUCGAAUACUGUAAGCUAGGCAACAUCACAGAGGGCUCGUUCCGUGGUCUGCAGGAUUUGCGUAAUCUAACGAUACGCACGCACAACGGUGACUGGUCCACCAUGUCGCUGGACAUUGCCAGCAGCAGCUUUAGUGAAUUUCGUCAACUAGAUCGCUUAGAUUUGAGCUUAAAUAAUAUUUGGCUCAUACCAGAUGGCAUGGUGUGUCCACUGAAGGUGCUGACGCAUCUGAAUAUCUCACACAACGAGAUACAGGAUAUUGGAAAUUUUCAUUUUAGUGCCUCGCUUAGUACGCGCAAGUCGCGCAUAUGCGGCUCAUCGCUGACACAUCUCGAUCUGAGCGCCAAUAAGAUUGCCAACCUGCCAUCGGCGAUCUUUUCUGGCUUGGGUCGGUUGAGCAACCUGAAUUUGGCGCGCAACAGCAUGAAUUUUAUUGCAGAUCGCGCAUUCGAGGGACUGGUAUCACUUUCCGUUGUUGACCUCUCCGGCAAUCGUUUGACUUCACUGCCACCUGAGCUCUUCGCCGAAGCCAAGUAUGUGAAGGAGAUCUAUCUGAAGAAUAACAGUAUUAAUGUGCUUGCGCCAGGUUUAUUUAGCGAUCUUGCCGAUUUGCUGGUGUUGGAUAUGUCGGCGAACGAGCUGAAUUCACAGUGGGUAAACGCUGCCACCUUUGUCGGCUUGAAGCGGUUGGUGCUGCUUGAUUUGUCUGCAAAUAAGAUAAGCAAACUGGAAGCCAGCAUUUUCCGUUCACUUAGUUCGCUACAGAUACUCAAGUUAGAGGAGAACUACAUUGAUCACAUACCGGACGGUGCAUUCGCCGAUCUGGCCAACUUACACACGCUAAUUCUUUCGAACAAUCGCAUUUCCACUAUCGGCCCGCACACGCUGCGUGGCCUCUACGGCAUACUUGUGCUCAGUCUCGACUACAAUCGCAUCGCCAAGAUAGACACGCAAGCGCUGCGCAAUUGCUCUAGCAUACAGGAUUUGCAUUUGAAUGGCAAUAAGCUGCAGACCAUACCGGACGCACUUAGCGCUGUGCCGCUCCUGAAGACAUUGGACAUUGGCGAGAAUUUAAUUACGAACAUUGAAAAUACCAGCGUUUCGGCGAUGAGCAACUUGUACGGCUUGCGACUGACCGAAAAUGCCAUUGAGUACAUACGGCGCGGCGUGUUCGAUCGCAUGACAUCGCUGCAGAUACUGAAUUUGUCCGGCAACAAAAUCAAAAGCAUCGAAGGCGGUGCACUGCAUCGCAACACACAGCUGCAGGCCAUACGGCUGGAUGGCAACCAUCUGAAAAGCAUCGAUGGCUUGUUCACUGAGUUGCCAAAUUUGGUGUGGCUUAACAUUUCGGAUAAUCGUCUGGAGAAGUUCGACUACUCGCACAUACCGACCGGUUUACAAUGGCUGGAUGUGCGUGCCAACCGCAUCACGCAGCUAGGAAACUACUUCGAAAUCGAAAAUGAACUGAGCCUGAGCACCUUUGAUGCCAGUUCGAAUAUGCUUAGUGAGAUCACAGCCAGCUCAAUACCGAAUAGCGUGGAAGUGUUGUACUUGAACGAUAACAUGAUCAGCAAAAUACAACCGUACACGUUCUUCAAGAAACCCAAUCUGACGCGCGUCGACCUCAUACGCAAUCGGCUCACGACGCUGGAGCCAAAUGCUCUGCGGCUCUCGCCCAUACCCGACGACAAGGACAUACCCGAGUUCUACAUUGGCCACAAUCCAUUCCAGUGUGACUGCAAUCUAGAUUGGCUGCAGAAGGUCAACACCGAGUCACGCACGCAACCGCAACUCAUGGAUCUCGAUCAGAUCUACUGCAAGUUGUCGUAUGCGCGCGGUAAGACGCACGUGCCGCUCAUCGAGGCCAAGUCAAAUGAGUUCCUCUGCAAAUACGAGGCGCACUGUUUUGCGCUAUGCCACUGUUGUGACUUCUAUGCAUGCGACUGCAAAAUGGAGUGCCCGGAUCGCUGCGCUUGCUACCACGACCAAUCGUGGACAUCGAAUGUCGUCGACUGCUCGCGUUCCGCCUACGACCGCACACUGCCAUCGCAUAUACCAAUGGAUGCGACACAGCUCUACUUGGACGGCAACAACUUCCGCGAACUCUCAAGCCACGCAUUUAUUGGACGCAAACGGCUUAAGGUGCUGCAUCUAAAUCACUCGCGUAUCGAAAUUGUGCACAAUCGCACCUUCUACGGCUUGCUAGAACUCGAAGUGCUGCAGUUGAACCACAAUAACCUGCGCCAGCUGAAUGGUAAUGAGUUCCAAGGACUGGAUAAUUUGCAGGAAUUGUACUUACAGCACAAUGCCAUAGCCAGCAUUGACACGCUCACCUUCACCCACCUCUAUCACCUGAAGAUUUUGCGUCUCGAUCACAGCAUCACAGAGUUUGCCGUUUGGAAUUUUCUGCCUUCCUAUCUGAAUGAGCUGCGCCUAGCUGGUAAUCCUUGGUCUUAUUGUGACUUUAUCGACAAGCUGCGAGAUUACGUUAACCGACACGAGGCAGUGCAGGAUAAGGUGAAGCUGCGUUGCUCACUACUUGCUGGCAAUAAUGGUACUUUGGCUGGCAGUAAUAACAGCGCUCUGCUGGCAGCACCUGGCCCCGAGCAGCUAGCAUCUAUCUCAGCGGCGAUCCAGCUGCUGGAUGCACAAACCCACUUCGUCGCUUGUAAUGGUGGCCUGCAGGCACCACAGCAGCAAUCGCCGCUCGGCGCUGGACAGUACAACGGUGGCAUCGGUCAUGGCGCAGACCCCAACGACAGUAUCAUCAACGGCAACAUGACAUCCACGAAAAUGAUACUCUCGCAGCCGCCUAUGCACGAGUGUCCCAUACUUGUAGCCAUACUGACCAGCUUUGUCUUCGUGAUCAUUUGCACGCUGCUCGUGUUCAUCUUUCGCCAAGAAAUGCGCGUCUGGUGUCACUCACGCUUCGGCAUACGGCUCUUCUGCAAUGCCAAUCGCGAUAUCGAUAAGAACGAACGGGAAAAACUCUUUGACGCCUUCAUCUCGUACAGCUCCAAAGACGAGGCAUUUGUUUGUGAAGAUCUUGCGCCCAUGCUAGAACAGGGCGACACGCGUUACAAGCUAUGUCUACAUCAUCGCGACUUUCCGGUGGGCGGCUACAUGGCCGAUGCCAUCGUACAAGCAAUAGACACCUCACGACGUACCAUUAUGGUGCUUUCCGAGAAUUUCAUCAAGUCAGAGUGGUGCCGUUUCGAGUUCAAAUCGGCGCAUCAGUCUGUGCUGCGUGAUCGACGGCGACGUCUCAUCCUAAUCGUGCUUGGCGAAGUGCCACAAAAGGACAUCGAUCCUGAGCUGCGUCUCUAUCUGAAAACCAAUACAUACCUACAGUGGGGCGACAAACUGAUUCUGGGAAAACUGCCGUUUCGCGCUGCCCGAUGUCCCAACAAUCAACGGCGCAUGCGCAACGCAGGUGGCGGUGUCGCUGGCUGCACCGGCGUAGGCGUACAUAUGCCCAUCGCCCAGCUGCCACCCACACAUCAUCACCAUCAGCAUCAUAUGCUCUCGGCAGGCGGCAGUAGUGGCGUUGGCAGCAACAUUGGCGCCGGCAGCCAUCACCUGCAUCACAUGCACCCGCAAGCGGCGCUGCAACACCAUCAGCUGCAGCACGCCAGCUUUCGCUCACAAAUGCAUCACAACAUCAACGGCAGCCGGCAGAAUCACAAUCGAAACAACUCGGCUGCCGCGGCGGCACAACAACAACAUCAACAGCAGCAAACGGCAAUGCUAAUGGGUGCGCCAGGACAGUGCGCGCAAUUGCCACCGCAGACGCAGCAGCUACUGCCCACAGCGACGGGAGUGGGCGCGCAACCCAGUAGCAUACAACAGCAACAGCUGCCGCCACCGCCGUGCCCCAGUCCGCGCAGCAUUACGACGCAGUCAUCGGCGACGGGCGGUAGCUCACAGAGUUCCGGUCGUACAAUGGGCGUGCACAUCUAAGAUGGGCCACAGCAAAGGGAUGCGGUCUACC
Messenger RNA from Rhagoletis zephyria (snowberry fruit fly), 4970 nucleotides. RefSeq names its product toll-like receptor Tollo. Gene Ontology annotation, biological process: signal transduction. The record is from RefSeq and is a predicted model, not a curated record. Gene Ontology annotation, molecular function: protein binding. NCBI's taxonomy places the organism in Eukaryota, Metazoa, Arthropoda, Insecta, Diptera, Tephritidae.